AUUAAAGGUGAACCCAUCUAUAUAUAGAUGCCCGCAGUAUUUAGCAAGUUUUGUUCGUGCUUCCUAUUAAUUGUGUGUAUCAUUCAUGCUCAAUUGGUUUACGUUGACGUGCUUUUACUGCACAGACUUUCCUGCUAUAUAAAUAAACUCGAUCCCCAUCUUUUCUACCACGACACCGCCUGCCCUUUCCCCGUGUGCUUUUAUUUGUUAGACCGAUGACCGGAAGUGGAAGCUCUCUGCACCGCCGGCGACUUGACAGCGGUGCGUCCAGGCGGCGGAGAGGCACGCACAACACGCAGGCUGUGCACACACACACACAAAGAAAGGCUCGGUAUGUCGGAUGAAGAUUCCCGUACCAGCAGCAGCUCUUCGUCGUCCACUCAGCAUCAGCAUCAUCAUCAGCAGCAGGAGGAAGAGAACGCCGCGAAGAAACGAGACAGCAAAGCCAGCAUGAACAAGACCUCCAAGCUCCUCUCCACCAGCGCUAAAAGGAUUCAGAAGGAACUGGCCGACAUCACGUUGGAUCCGCCGCCAAACUGCAGCGCCGGCCCCAAAGGAGACAACGUCUACGAGUGGAGGUCGACCAUCCUGGGCCCCCCCGGCUCCGUGUACGAGGGGGGGGUGUUUUUCCUGGACAUCGCCUUCACCCCAGACUACCCCUUCAAGCCCCCCAAGGUGACGUUCCGCACGAGGAUCUACCACUGCAACAUCAACAGCCAGGGCGUGAUCUGCCUGGACAUCCUGAAGGACAACUGGAGUCCCGCCCUCACCAUCUCCAAGGUGCUGCUGUCCAUCUGCUCCCUGCUCACUGACUGCAACCCCGCGGACCCUCUGGUGGGGAGCAUCGCCACGCAGUACACAACAAACAGGCCCGAGCACGACAGGAUAGCCAAGCAGUGGACCAAGCGCUACGCCACAUAGCCCCCCAGCGCAGGUGCUGAUUGGACGACUCGGGGAUGUGGGGGCGUCGUACGGUUCCUGGCAGCGGCGGGGGGGGGGGGAUUUUUAUCUGGGGAUUGGAAGUCCUUAACUCCUGAACUUAAAUUUUUUUUUUUUAGUUAUCUCCAGCCCAAAUAAUCAAAUUGGGCAAUUAUGCAUUUAGUGUUUUCUCCUUUUGAAUUUUUAUCUCUUGCUUUUGAAGAUGGACAUUAAUAUUAAACCUGCUAGAUUCCCAGUCAUUAGGGUGCAGUUGGUGUUUGCCUGACCCUGAAAAGCUAUUUAACACACGUAGACAUGUUUAGGUAUUAAUUGUGAUUUGGGUUCUGUACCGAUAAUAAAGCUGGUCCGUUUUCUCCCUUAAGAAUUAAACAUGACCAACUGAA
Messenger RNA from Gasterosteus aculeatus aculeatus (three-spined stickleback), 1322 nucleotides. RefSeq names its product ubiquitin-conjugating enzyme E2 E1. The record is from RefSeq and is a predicted model, not a curated record. NCBI's taxonomy places the organism in Eukaryota, Metazoa, Chordata, Actinopteri, Perciformes, Gasterosteidae.